Nematolebias whitei (Rio pearlfish) is the source of this 1835-nucleotide messenger RNA. It is a transcript of the gene smad2, whose product is annotated as SMAD family member 2. Gene Ontology annotation, cellular component: heteromeric SMAD protein complex. The record is from RefSeq and is a predicted model, not a curated record. Bases 350 to 1771 code for a protein of 473 amino acids. Gene Ontology annotation, molecular function: RNA polymerase II cis-regulatory region sequence-specific DNA binding; DNA-binding transcription factor activity, RNA polymerase II-specific; I-SMAD binding. Gene Ontology annotation, biological process: SMAD protein signal transduction; regulation of transcription by RNA polymerase II; transforming growth factor beta receptor signaling pathway. NCBI's taxonomy places the organism in Eukaryota, Metazoa, Chordata, Actinopteri, Cyprinodontiformes, Rivulidae. The transcript is spliced from 11 exons.
UCGGAGGGGGAAAAUUAUAGUUUUCAAGUCCCUCUGUGCAUUUUAAAAUGAACAAUCAGGUUUUUCUGAUAGGUACUUGAACGAGUGUUCAACGUUACUUCUCCUAGCUAUUAGGUUUCCUUGGAGGUUUUUUCCUACAUUCCCCACUUACAGUUCUUCAGAAACUUGCCAGGACCACAUAAGACCAAUGCUUUAAUUGUGACAAUAUUAACAAAAUAUACAUAUCUUAUGUUUAUAUAAUUUAUUUCAUCUAUAUUACCGGUACCUUUACGUCCCUCCACAAUUUUUAAUUUGAUAACAAUUAAAGGGCCACCAGACCCCCGAAUCUACUAAACAUACACAAAUCACCAUGUCCUCCAUCCUUCCCUUCACUCCGCCUGUGGUCAAACGCCUCCUGGGGUGGAAGAAGACUCCAACAGGAAGUGGAGGAGCAGGAGGAGGAAUUGGAGGAGUCGGGGAGCAGAAUGGAGGACAAGAAGAGAAGUGGUGUGAAAAGGCGGUUAAAAGCCUGGUGAAGAAGCUUAAGAAGACGGGUCAGCUGGAUGAGUUGGAGAAAGCAAUCAGCACACAGAACAGCAACACAAAGUGUGUCACAAUACCCAGCAAUUGCUCAGAACUUUGGGGUCUAGGCUCAGGCCAUACGAUAGAGCAGUGGGACUCUGCAGGCAUGUACGGAUACCCUGACCACAGCAGGUCACUAGAUGGGCGUCUUCAGGUGUCUCAUCGUAAGGGUCUGCCCCAUGUCAUUUACUGCCGGUUGUGGCGAUGGCCGGAUCUUCACAGCCACCAUGAGCUGAGGGCUAUUGACACAUGUCAAUAUGCAUUCAACCUUAAAAAGGAUGAAGUGUGUGUCAAUCCCUACCAUUACCAGAGAGUAGAGACACCUGUACUGCCUCCAGUGUUGGUGCCGCGCCACACAGAGAUUCUGACAGAGCUUCCGCCUCUAGAUGACCUUAUGAACUCCAUUCCUGAAAACACCAACUUUCCGGCAGGCAUCGAUCCUCCUAAUAACUACAUACCAGACACUCCUCCACCUGGCUACAUGAGUGAGGAUGGAGAGACCAAUGACCAGCAAAUGAAUCAAAGUAUGGAAUCAGGCUCACCAGCAGAAAUGUCACCCAGCAACCUGUCGCCUGUUAGUCACGGCCUGGACCUUCAGCCAGUCACCUACAGUGAACCGGCCUUUUGGUGCUCUAUAGCCUACUAUGAACUGAACCAGCGUGUCGGAGAGACGUUCCAUGCCUCUCAGCCGUCCCUGACCGUCGACGGCUUCACCGACCCUUCCAACUCUGAACGCUUCUGUUUAGGGCUUCUCAGCAACGUUAACAGAAAUGCAACUGUUGAAAUGACAAGGCGACAUAUAGGUCGUGGCGUUAGGUUGUAUUACAUCGGCGGGGAGGUUUUUGCAGAGUGCCUCAGUGACAGUGCCAUUUUUGUCCAGAGUCCCAACUGCAACCAGCGAUAUGGCUGGCACCCAGCCACUGUCUGCAAGAUACCACCAGGUUGUAAUCUGAAGAUUUUUAACAACCAGGAGUUCGCAGCUCUGCUGGCCCAGUCAGUAAAUCAGGGCUUUGAGGCGGUGUACCAGCUAACCAGAAUGUGCACAAUCAGAAUGAGCUUCGUCAAAGGCUGGGGAGCAGAGUACAGACGCCAGACGGUGACCAGCACUCCCUGUUGGAUUGAGCUGCAUCUCAACGGCCCCCUCCAGUGGUUGGAUAAAGUGCUGACCCAGAUGGGUUCGCCCUCGGUGCGCUGCUCCAGCAUGUCCUAAACAAAAGAGGUUCGCGUAAAGUCCAUGCUGACAUUUCUCAACGUUAAACAGUUUGUCCUAAAGG